UCCUCUGAUUGGCCGCUGGUGGAUAUUUACGGAAGUAGUAAUCUGGAAAGUAGUUUACGUGAGCCACACGGUAGUUUGUCCACCUGUUCUUAGUGAUAUGCUAAUAUGCAGACAGAUGAACAUGUUUCCGUUCUAAAAGCCGAUUUGUUAAAAUCUUGCGGGACAUUUCGUGUUCUUGUGGGCGUGACGGGAAGCGUUGCAGCCUUGAAACUGCCUCUGUUAGUACCCCAGCUUCUUCAGCUCCCAGGGGUGGAUGUAAGAGUAGUCACCACGGAUCAUGCCAAGCACUUUUACAAUCCUGCAGAGGUUUCAGUAAGAAUCUACAAUGACAAGGAUGAGUGGGAGCUGUGGACUCAGAGAUCUGACCCUGUUUUGCACAUUGAGCUAAGGCGCUGGGCAGACCUGCUUGUCAUUGCCCCUCUUGACGCCAACACUCUUGGAAAGAUUGCUAAUGGAAUUUGUGACAAUCUCUUGACAUGUGUGGUAAGAGCCUGGGAGACCAGUCGCCCUCUCCUCUUCUGCCCUGCAAUGAAUACAGCUAUGUGGCAGCAUCCCAUUACAGCGCAGCAGGUAUCCAGGCUCACAGAGUUUGGAUAUGUGGAAAUCCCCUGCAUUGCUAAGAAGCUAGUAUGUGGAGAUGAAGGUAAAGGUGCCAUGGCAGAGCUAUCGACUAUUGUCAGUGUUGUCAAACAAUAUCUUCCAACAAAACCAGAUGAGUCAUCUCAGAAAACAUGCACAUGACAUCAUGUUUUACAUUCAACCGGCGCAAAAGACAAGUAGAAAAUUGGCAUGACUCUUCAAACACACAAAGGAUUCACAGUUGCAUUCUUCUUUUUUACCUUUUCUUGUCGGGAUUGCGUGGGUGUGUGCUGACCUUCACCGAUAUCUCAUAUUAGUCAUUCCUAGCAUAGCUUGACGUGUAACCUCUGCAGCAUGAUCAGCCACAGUAACAAAAAAGACUUGCGUGUCAUUUUAUAAUUGGCAAUUAAAAUAAUUUGUUGCUGGUCUUAACAUGAAUCAUCUGUUCAGGGUGACUUCAUACUUAUGAUUGGUGGCUUGUUGGAAAGAGACGAAGCCCUUCCCCAUUUCUGCAGUGAAAUAUUAAUCCCAAAAUAGUAUACUUGUGUUGUUUAGACGGCAACAAUUCAUUAGUGACAUCAUCAAGCUUAUGUGAAUAAGUUUUUAAAAAUGCAGUUCAUGCAUUGACAGUGUUUCUGUCACUGUCACACACACUGAUGUCAGGUAUGUGCAUAUGAUUGUGUUUCGUCAAAUUACUGUAUACAUUCAAAUCAUUUCCACCUUCUUAUAAAAAUGAUAGUAAUUUCUUAUCUGUUAGCAUUUACACGCUAUUGUGUCUUCGAAAUGGAAAUGGAGAAAAUGUUGUCGGUGUGAUAAAAAUCUGGUUUGCCAA
Molecule: messenger RNA, 1411 nt
Organism: Cottoperca gobio
Lineage: Eukaryota; Metazoa; Chordata; Actinopteri; Perciformes; Bovichtidae
Gene: ppcdc
Product: phosphopantothenoylcysteine decarboxylase
Exons: 5
Coding region: 106-741 (211 amino acids)
Biological process (GO): coenzyme A biosynthetic process
Cellular component (GO): phosphopantothenoylcysteine decarboxylase complex
Molecular function (GO): phosphopantothenoylcysteine decarboxylase activity; FMN binding
Source: RefSeq, a predicted model, not a curated record